GUCAAGAGCACGUGGACUAUUUCGAAAACAGUCGAUCGCCGGCCUGAAUCGCGAUGUGACAUACCCACUAUUAACAUAAAAAAUAUACAAAAAUACAAAUAAUAUUAUUUUGGAAACGGAACAAUUUCUAGUGUUCUCAAUUCGAAGGCGCGUGAGUUCGCACGUGCGGAUAAAAUUAAACAGCUUCGCGCGGAAAUAGUUUUCACGCAGAACCACUGUGUCCGGACAAAAGACAGUUUGUGAGGAAAUUCUUGUUGAUUUUAAAACAAUCGUUUAUAUUAUAAUCUGAGUAAAUUGUGCUGGAUAUCACGGGAUACAAGGAGCUUCGAGUAACCGAGCUUCCCAGGAGAUACGGAGGGAGCAAGGGGUGCGCGCGCGGCGGCGGGUGCGGGCGCAGCUUGUUGGGGCGACCGGCGCGCGCGCAACAUGUUCUCGAGCAUCAAGGGCUUUUGGAAGGUGUGCCGCUAUGGCGACCUUUACAUGGUGCUGGCGGCAUUGGCCGCGCAGUCUAUCAACAUAUCGGUGGGGUUCUGCCAAGGCUUCUCAGCGGUCCUGCUGCCCCAGUACACACAUGAACACCCAUUGAUCUCGUAUGAACAGAGUUCAUGGAUCGCGAGUUUGGGUGUGAUAUCAAACCCUAUCGGAGCCCUGCUGGGCGGCAUGAUGGUGGACGCAGUCGGCAGAAGGCUGCUGCUGCAGUCCAUCGUCCUACCCAACCUGGUGGGCUGGCUCAUCAUCGCCUUCUCAGAAACCUACAUCUUUCUAUGUAUAGGAAGGUUCAUCACUGGAUUUACUAUUGGUAUGUCAACGGUUUCCUACAUAUACGUGGCGGAGAUUACUACUCCCGAGAAGCGAGGAGUACUCAGCGCCCUGGGACCCGGCCUGGUGUCCACCGGGAUAUUCAUCGUCUACUCCCUCGGAGCUUUCAUACAUUGGAGGAAGGUAGCAGCCAUUUGCGCGGGAGUAUCCCUUCUGACUCCCUUCCUUAUGUACUUUGUCCCGGAGUCACCCCUGUGGCUCGCAUCUAAAGGGCAGAUGAAGGAGGCCUACAAUGCGAUGUUCUGGCUCCGACAGAACAACAGCACAGCACAACAAGAGCUCAUGGAGUUUACCAAAGAUAGAAAAAUAGGAGAAACCAUGACCUUCGUACAGAAACUCAGCUUGUUCAAGAGGAGAAGCGUCGUCAAGCCGUUCCUUUUGCUCAUCAUCUUCUUUAUAUUCCAAGAAAUGUCUGGUAUCUACGUGAUACUGUACUACGCUGUAGACUUCUUCAAGUCUGUGGGGACCAGUGUGAACGAGUUCACGGCAUCUAUCAUUGUUGGUGGCGUGCGAGUAUUCAUGGGUGCAGUAGGAGCAUGCUUGAUCAACAGCUUUAGGAGAAAAACCCUAGCUGCGACCUCAGGUUUAUUGCUAGGCAUAGCAAUGCUUGGGGCGGCAGUAUGCGACAGUGUGAACGGACCUCCCCUCGUAAAACUCGCUUGUGUAUUACUACAUGUGUCAUUCAGCAUGGUCGGGUUCUUACAACUUCCGUGGAUAAUGUCCGGGGAACUGUACCCUCAUGAUAUAAGAGGGGUCAUGUCGGGAGCCACCUCUUGCUGUGCAUACAUUCUCAUCUUCUUUAAUAUUAAGACAUACCCUCAGUUAGAAAACUUGUUAACUAGUAACGGUACACUGUACCUCUUCGGUGGCUGUGCGCUCCUGGGAGCGGCCUAUUGUUACUUUUUCCUUCCCGAGACUAAAGGAAAAACUUUGACUGAAAUUAUGAAGCAAUUUGAUGAUGACAAGAAAGAAAUAGAUCCAGAAGUUGGUUUCACGAAAGAGAAGCCACCCACAAUGGAAGGCAAGCCCGUGCAGAGGCGACACAGUGCCGGAGCAACGGUUUCUUUAGAAAAGAAUUGGACGCUGGACGAAUGCAAGAAGACUACAGACCACCGCGAAUGAUCUUCGCCGUCUUAUGCUAGCCUAGUACUUUUAGAUAUAAAUGAAUAAGUUACCAAUGAAUUUGUAUAGUUAACUAUUUUUAAUAUUGUAUUGUUUGUGAAGUUUUGUGAUCAGUAUUAAUUAGGAUGAUUUUUAACGUUUUGAUGAUGUUACAUUCCACUAGUGAUAAAUAAUUUUAAUACAAGGUGACGACAUAGGUAUAUCGAGUUUUGCCUAGUUCUAAGUACAAAUAUUGGUGUAACAAAAUCGAGGCACUGAAGUGAUUUAUAAAGUAACUAUUUUUAUACCUUACAGUUAGGUAGAUGAGUAUUUUUAUACGAUAAGCAUUACUAUUUAUUCCUGAUAGAAGAACUAGACGUAUCUAUUAACACUAAAGAGAAUGAACUGCAUACAGGGUGAAUGAAUGUUUUUAUUAUAAAAAUGGGUGGACUUACAUAAUAUAAAUGAAAGAUAAAUGCUGUGAUGAAGUGUGAAUAAAGGAGUGAAUUGUUUAUAA
This is a messenger RNA of Helicoverpa zea (corn earworm), 2437 nucleotides long. Its product is annotated as facilitated trehalose transporter Tret1-2 homolog. Gene Ontology annotation, biological process: transmembrane transport. Gene Ontology annotation, molecular function: transmembrane transporter activity. NCBI's taxonomy places the organism in Eukaryota, Metazoa, Arthropoda, Insecta, Lepidoptera, Noctuidae. The transcript has 5 exons. The record is from RefSeq and is a predicted model, not a curated record. The coding region runs from base 427 to 1941 and encodes 504 amino acids. Gene Ontology annotation, cellular component: membrane.